This is a messenger RNA of Siniperca chuatsi (mandarin fish), 2866 nucleotides long. RefSeq names its product neurogenic differentiation factor 2-like. Gene Ontology annotation, biological process: regulation of DNA-templated transcription; nervous system development. The record is from RefSeq and is a predicted model, not a curated record. Gene Ontology annotation, molecular function: protein dimerization activity. NCBI's taxonomy places the organism in Eukaryota, Metazoa, Chordata, Actinopteri, Centrarchiformes, Sinipercidae. The coding region runs from base 531 to 1601 and encodes 356 amino acids. The transcript is spliced from 2 exons.
GCUUACAGGCCAUCAAAGCCUUUUUACAGCUUGAGUUAGGAUGCCUGUAAGCCUUAAUUUAAUAAUCAGCGUGACUUUAAACUGAGCUACAGCCUAUCAAUUAAAUAAAAUCCCUUUUCCCUCCUCUGCGGAGAGGUGUAUGGUGUGGAUGAAUAGUGCUGGAAUGCAGCCAGGAGUGUAUAUGGGCGUCAGGAGGAGUGAAAGUGGGGGCCCCCAUGGGACCUGUAAUGUGGCCCCUGCCGCUGGGACCCGCUGCGAGAGGACGCGACAGGGCACACGGAUGACAGCAGGGAAUUAAAUGGGGAUCCGUCUGGCUGUAACCCAGCGCAAAGCUUUAAGAGCUGAUUUCUCUCUUUUUUUAUUUCAGCCAAAUUCACACUAUCUGUCCAUUAGGCAGAAAUAACGAGUCAGGCAUAUUUUAUAACAUAACAACUCCUUACACCUUGAAAGCAAUAUCUUCAGUGGAACUUCGAUAAUACUUCUAUAGUCGAGGCCCAAUAGUCGCAUUGUGACGUGCGCAACAAGCCACAAUGUUGACGAGGCUUUUCAGUGACCCCUCACUGCUUCCCGAGGUGCAGAAAUACUCCGGCUGGGCGGAGGACAGCGAAGACGAGGAGGCCAAGAUCAAAGAUGAGGACCAGGACACCCAGGACGACAUGGAGGGAUCUGAACUUAGAGGAGACAGCCGGACGCACUCCGAGCACGCUGGGGAAGACGACGAGGACGACGGGGUGGAGGAAGAGGACGACGGAGACGAUACAGAGGGGGAUCGGCCCAAGAAAAGGGGCCCCAAGAAGCGCAAAAUGACACAGGCCCGGAUCGAACGCUCCAAGAUGCGGCGGGUAAAGGCCAACGCACGGGAGCGGACCCGCAUGCACGACCUGAACUCUGCGCUCGACAAUCUGCGUAAAGUGGUGCCCUGCUACUCCAAAACGCAAAAACUGUCCAAAAUCGAGACGCUGCGGUUGGCCAAAAACUAUAUCUGGGCCCUGUCGGAGAUAUUGCGCUCUGGAAAAAGGCCCGACGUUGUGUCCUACGUCCAGACGCUGUGCAAGGGACUCUCCCAGCCCACGACAAACCUGGUGGCGGGAUGCCUGCAGCUAAACUCCCGUAACUUCCUAACCGAGCAGCAGUGUCAGGAUGGGGGGAGGUACGGGUCCGGCUCCUUCUCCAUGCAUUCCUACCCCUACCAGUGUGCGCGUCUCUCCAGCCCCCACUGCCAGCCGGGCUCUAACUCGCAUCCGCUGAGGACGCACGGCUACUGCUCGGCUUACGACUCUCUGUACGGUGGGAGCGGAUCCCCGGAGUAUAACAGCCCCGAGUAUGAGGGGCCCCUCAGCCCGCCCCUGUGCAUCAAUGGCAAUUUUUCCUUGAAGCACCAAGGCUCUGCGUCCCCCGACAACGAGAAGGGAUACCACUACUCUAUGCAUUACUCCGGCCUGCCUGGCUCAAGACCCACCGGGACCCCCAACCUGGUGUUUGGCUCCUCGGGAGCCCGGAGCGGCAUUCACUCUGAAAACGUCCUGCCUUACCACGACAUGCACUUACACCACGAACGGCCCCCCGUGUAUGAUGAACUGAACGCCUUUUUUCACAAUUAAAAUGAGAAACCUAUCGUGCGUCCCCUUGCAAUCAACAAUCUAUCCACGGCACACCACCCGCCAGGAUUUAGGUAUUCUGGAGAGAUGUUUCACUCGUUGUCAUUAGUGUUUCUCUUUCAUUUAUUCCGUCUUAAAUUUUUGUUUUGCUAUAGUCAGAGAUGUAGUGGAGGGUAAUCCACCUAACACACAAUCUUGUUUUGCGCAACACAAUUGUUUAGGCUGAAAUAAAUCUCUGAAAGGAAAUUUGAUGAACAAAUCAUUCAAGACCUACGAUGAUAAGGGAAUUUCAAAAUAUCAAUGUUUUUUAAGUGUGAUUUGUGUUUGUAUCGGUGGUUGUUUGCAUUUUGAUGACGGAAAGUCAAAGUUUACCCAUUUAUUUAUGUGCCACUACAUCACUGGCUACAGCUACACCAUGACAUUGGCGGUGAUUUUCUAAUGCUAUGAAAUUAGAAAUAAAUCAAUGAACAAGUUAAUGCAAAUCCCAUUUGCUCGCCUUUACGUGCGAGAUUUUGGAGGCUGUGGUUUUUGGAAAUGACGAAAUAUAAAGAAAUGCAGAGGGAAAUGCUGAACCGAUAGAAAUGUUGGGUUGUUUUGGAAGAAUCUGUUCUCCAGAUCGUUUCGCAUCUAUGCAAAACCCAACGAGACCACAGAGCGAGGCAACAAGGCCUAAAAAGACACUGUAUGUUUCAUCAGCACUCUUGCUGCACGCACGGGUGCGCGCAGACACACACACACACACACACACACACACACACACACACACACACACACACACACACACACACACACACACACAUACACACACACACACACACAAACACACACCAAAACACACUUUGGAAUUAACACCCAACGAAAUCUGGCUGGGCUAGCCAAAAUGGUUUAACUUCCAAAAAAAUCAUGAAAAUACAAUGAAAUCAGACAUUUUUCUCAUUUUCUUUUUUACUCUUAUUUAUUCACAUGACCCAUAUUCUUCUAAAUGAGCCAUUGCACUGCAUUUUGAUUUUAAAUAAAAAUUUUGGUUCAGUAUUUUCGUUUUGAUUUGCAAUGCUAUGUUGAAUAGGUUAUUAUUAUUAUUAUUAUUAUUAUUAUUAUUAUUAUUGCACGUAUUUAUUGUAUUGUUUUUUGUAAUUAAUGUUAAUUGUCUAUGGAAAUGAAGAAAUGAAGGGAUCCCAUGUGUUGCUGAGCAUUUUUUCAUAAAAUUCAAGUAUUUCAACUUUGUAUUCAACCAACUGUGUGGUAAAAUAAAAUGACAAUGAAUUAAA